Molecule: messenger RNA, 2961 nt
Organism: Marmota monax (woodchuck)
Lineage: Eukaryota; Metazoa; Chordata; Mammalia; Rodentia; Sciuridae
Gene: Pid1
Product: phosphotyrosine interaction domain containing 1
Exons: 3
Coding region: 722-1333 (203 amino acids)
Biological process (GO): negative regulation of D-glucose import across plasma membrane; regulation of mitochondrial membrane potential; regulation of reactive oxygen species metabolic process
Cellular component (GO): cytoplasm
Source: RefSeq, a predicted model, not a curated record
GUUCCCUUGCAGCUAGUUACGGUCAUAUAAGAAGUUUGCUGUGGUUAAGCAGAGGGGAUCUCAGAGAGGUGCCCGCCUCCCUGCCCCCUCUUUUCUCUGUCCUGGCUGGCAUACAGAUGUGAUGGCUGAGGCCCGAGACGCCCUUUUAGAUCAUGUGGUGGGGGGAGCCGGGUGCUAAGAACCACAGAACAAAAAGAGGCCACUGGGUCCCCGAUGCCAGGGCACACUAGCCCCUGGCUGCUUACCCCAGACUUCAUUUAUGUGAGAGAGAAAUAAACAUCUGCCUCCUGUAAACCCUUAUUAUUUGGCCUUUUCUUUCAUUUACAGCUGAAGCUAAUCCUCAGCGAUACAUUUUGCUUUCUAAAUGUCAUUGCUAUUGAAUUUUUGUCCCUCGGUGGAGUUUGUGUUCCAUUUGUAUCCCACACACAUUAGCAAUGACACUCUCCGGCUUUGGGGUUUGCUGUUUGCGCUUUCUGUUUUCUCCGAGCGGAACUUCCCUGGUUCUGACAUGGAUUCCGUUCCUGUCCUUGGCCUGGUGGGUCCGUUUCUGUGCUCUGGGUGUUUUCUGGAGGACACCCUCCAACUGUCAUGGCAAACUCUCUCCCUUUUGCAAAUUGCUCAAUUGGCCUGAAAGGCUUGUGAGAACUGGCUUUCUUAGGAGCGUUCUUGUCUUGACUGACCCAGCUGCAGAUGGACUGGACAUGCAGAGCACUUUCAGACCAUGCUGAAGUCUAAAUUGAAUGUCCUCACACUGAAAAAGGAACCUCUCCCAGCUGUCAUCUUCCAUGAGCCGGAGGCCAUCGAGCUGUGCACCACCACACCCCUGAUGAAGGCCAGGACUCACAGUGGCUGCAAGGUCACCUAUCUGGGGAAAGUGUCCACCUCAGGCAUGCAGUUUUUAUCAGGCUGCACCGAGAAGCCGGUCAUCGAGCUCUGGAAGAAGCAUACACUUGCCCGAGAAGACGUGUCCCCAGCCAAUGCUCUCCUGGAAAUCCGACCAUUCCAGGUGUGGCUGCAUCACCUCGACCACAAAGGUGAGGCCACGGUCCACAUGGAUACCUUCCAGGUGGCCCGCAUCGCCUACUGCACCGCCGACCACAACGUGAGCCCCAACAUCUUCGCCUGGGUUUAUAGGGAGAUCAACGAUGACCUGUCCUACCAGAUGGACUGCCAUGCUGUGGAGUGUGAGAGCAAGCUGGAGGCCAAGAAGCUGGCCCACGCCAUGAUGGAGGCCUUCAAGAAGACUUUCCACAGUAUGAAGAGCGAUGGGCGGAUCCACAGGGACAGCUCGUCCGAAGAGGUUUCCCAGGAGUUGGAAUCCGACGAUGGCUGAAUGGACUUGAGAUGCUGAGCAAAGGCAGCAUUGGUCACGGAGUUCCAGAUGACAGGUGAAUGAGCAACGAUUCAAAUUUGGGAUGAAAAGACUGCCACACUAUUGGCUGACCAUGCUUUUUAAAUUCCGAAGAGCAAUUCUAAAUCUAAAGAAAUGUAUCAUUAAAGUAAUUACGUUACAUUGAAAUCUGCUGCUGCUGUGACUGUGAGGAGGGUGGGAGCUUGGAUGGGGAGGAAGGUUCUAGACUUUCUCUUUUUUUUUUUCCCCCUUAUAUGAACUCCUCCUCGUGGGAGAUCUUCAUGCCGAUUUUUAACACUCUCAGGCAAAUACUCUGCGGCUGUUAUUUGAGGGACCAUUCCAAUCUGCCUUAUGAAAUCCAACCAGAAUGUUAGAGGCACCUCUAGAUCCCUGUGGGGGGCAGCGAGGGUGCUGAUGCUGGUGCAGCGCCUGCAGGGUGGAAGGGACAGCUCAGGAGGACCCAGAGCUCCUCUCCACGGCAUGUUCCAGACCCUCCUCAGUACGUGAAUCAGCACAGCCUUUAUCAAGCUUUACAACUAACAACCUGAUAGUUGGCAGUUAAUUCGCAGUUAAAGAUAAUGCUUUUAUUUACAUGAAUAUAUCAAGUAGUACCCUCUUAUUGUAUUCACUUCAUCUAUUUUCUUAGAAUACUUGCAACUACUAAUAAUCCCUUCCCUUCUCCUGCACCAUUCAUCCUCCCUCCCCUUGCAGCAUCCCUAGAGAAAUGGAUUCUCAGCAUCCAUUGCAGGACAUCAAAGGGAAGAAAAUGAUCAAGCAAAUGAUAUAAACAGUGAACACACCAACCAGAAAUCUAAAGCAGAAGCUCUCUGAGAAAAAGGGAGCAAACGAUUAGCACGUAACACCCCCUGUGGAGGCUGACCCUUUUACAAACCUGAUUUAUGGUCACUUGCUUGGUCCAUGGUCCUGUCUGAUGAACCCUCCAUGGAAAGCUUCAACCUCCUUUGCCACCACAAGGAAGCUUUGCUCCAGCACUCAACACUGCUCUCAAGUAGGGAAUGAGUUGCAUAAAUGCAGCUGGUCUAGAGAAACUAGGUCCACUGUAACCUAAAGGGAAAUCUUAUCUUGUUCUCUGAAAGUUGGUGAUGUCUUAGAGUCAGAAUUGCCCACUGGUUCGUGGUUUCUAAUGAGAAAUUCUCCCUAGGAAAGCUGAGAAUUCUCAGUCUCACAGAUCUUUAAAUACCAUCAAGAAUGGAAUGGGUUUCAUGGGAUGAAAUACAUGCAUUUAAGGCUGAGAGCAGAUGAGUGAUUUUCCAAGUAAUACUGCUCCUUUACAAAGUCUGUUUUCAUUCUUGGUAAUGGUAGGGGCACUGGGCACCUUAGAAGCCUUAAAUGAAAGCCAAUAUAAUCCAGACAGCGAUGGUGUCAGCAUUUGGUCUGUGGAUCUGUGUGUCCUUGUACGUGUUUGUGUGUUUGUACGUGUGCCCCUGUGUGUGGGUCCAGUUUUCAGGCAUGUACAGUGAGCAUGGCUCAUACUGAGGAACACUCGUCUCCUGAAGAUAUGCUUGUUGCUUUACGACAUAUGUAAACGAUUCUUUAGCAUAAAUGCAUUCAUUCUUUAAUAAAAAUAUGUUUGAGUUAAUAAAUCUGAA